Messenger RNA from Astrephomene gubernaculifera, 2151 nucleotides. The record is from the annotation of a GenBank genome assembly. Lineage: Eukaryota; Viridiplantae; Chlorophyta; Chlorophyceae; Chlamydomonadales; Astrephomenaceae.
GGCAACGUGGUGAGCCUCUUCUCCCGCGACUGCUCCGUGCAGCGGCGCCACCAGAAGAUCGUGGAGGAGGGGCCCGUCACCGCGGCACCGCAGUCCGUCCUGCGCGACAUGGAGCGCUGCGCCCGCGCUCUUGCCCGCCUGGUGGGCUACGUGGGCGCCGCCACCGUGGAGUACCUGUACUGCAUCGAGGAGGCCAAGUACUACUUCCUGGAGCUGAACCCGCGGCUGCAGGUUGAGCACCCCGUCACGGAGGGCAUCACGGGGGUCAACCUGCCCGCCUGCCAGCUGCUGAUCGGCAUGGGCGUGCCCCUCACCCGCAUCCCGCAAAUCCGCAGCCUGUACGGCAAGGACCCCAAGUCGUCCGAGCCCUUCGACCCCGAAACCACCCCGCAGCGCGAGCCCGAGGGCCACGUGGUGGCGGUGCGUGUGACGGCGGAGGACGCGGCGGACGGCUUCAAGCCCACUGCGGGGCGGAUUGACGAGCUGCACUUCCGACCCACCCCGGAUGUGUGGGGCUACUUCAGCGUGAAGAGCGGAGGCGGCAUCCACCAGUACAGCGACUCGCAGUUCGGCCACCUGUUUGCCCGCGGCGACACCCGCGAGGCCGCCCUGCGCGCCAUGGCCGCCGCCCUGCGCGACUGCCUGACGGUGCGGGGGGAGAUCCGCACCACCACCGACUACGUGCUCGACCUCAUCACCACGUCCGAGCUGACCGGCAACAACAUCCACACGGGCUGGCUGGACAGCAGGAUCGCGGCACGCGUGAAGCCGGGGCGGCCACCCUGGCACAUCAGCGUGAUUGCGGGCGCUGUCGUCAAGUCCGCUGCCGCAGUUGCCGCCGCCAGCUCCGAGUACCUGGGCUACCUGGCCAAGGGGCAGCUGCCGCCACCGGGGAUCAGCCUCACGCGCAUGGAGCACAGCAUGGUCAUCGAGGGCUUCAAGUACAGUGUGGUGCUGGUGCGGCGGGGUGUGGGGCUGGCGGCGGUGCAGCUCAACGGCAGCAGUGUGGACGUGGCGUACCGCAAGAUGGGGGACGGGGGAUACCUGCUGCAGGUUGACGGCGAGUCUCACGUGGUUCACGUGGAGGACGAGGCUGCGGGCACCCGGCUGCUGAUCAACGGGCUGACGGUGCUGCUGGCGGCGGAGAAGGACCCCUCGCGCCUCACCGCCUCCUCGCCCGGCAAGCUGGUGCGGAGGCUGCUGCCGGGGGGAGCCAGGGUGGAGCGGGACCAGCCGUACGCGGAGAUGGAGGUCAUGAAGAUGGUUAUGCCGCUGCUGUCCCCCGCCUCCGGCACCCUGCGCUGGGUGGUGCCCGAGGGCGGGGUGGUGGCGGCGGGCGACCUGAUCGCAUCGCUGGAGCUGGAGGAGGGGGCGGCGGUGGCGGCGCCGGAACCAUACCCGGGCAGCUUCCCCGAGCUGGGGCCGCCGCAGGUUCUCAGCUCCCGAGUUGACGCCGUGCUGUCCUCGGCGGUGGAGGCGGCCAAGAACAUAAUGGCGGGAUACGUGGUGCAGCCGGAGCAGGUUGUUGAGGACCUGGUGUCCUGCCUGGACAGUCCCGCCCUGGCGCUGCUGCAGUGGCAGGGCGAGUUCGCGGUGGUGCGCGGCCGCAUGCCGGGGGCGCUGGCGGCAGCACUGGAGGCAGCCGUGGCGCAGCACGCGCAGGAGGUGGCGGCGGCGGAAGCAGCAGCAGCAGCCGCGGCAGCGGCGGAGGCGCCGCCGGAGGCAGCCGCCACCAGCGACGGCGGCGCCAGCACCGGCACUGGCGGCAGCAGCAGCAGCAGCAGCGGUGGCGGCGCAUUUGCGGGGGGCGCGCUGGCCGGUGCGUUGGUGGCGGGUUGCGGCGACUUCCCUAGCGGUGCGGUGAUCGAGGUGAUGGAGCGGGCGCAGGCGGAGGCGGCCCCGGGCGACCAGGCGGCGCUGACGGCGGCGCUGGAGCCGCUGCUGAGGCUGGCGAGGGCGCAUGCAGGGGGCCGACAGGCCUACGCCCGCAGCGUGGUAUCGGAGCUGCUGGAGGGCUUCCUGGCGGUGGAGGAGGCGUUCACUGCCGCCCGGCGUCACGCGGGUGACCCAGGGGUCACCACCGACCAGGAGGCCAUUGACGCGCUACGCAAGCAGCACGCGGGCAAGCUGAGCGUGGUGCUGGACCUGGUG